AUGAGCUAUAGUGGGAUGACAGGAAAAUCAGAAGUGGUGUCCCACAAAAGCCAAGGAAAAGGUAAGGAAGAAAAUGAGCCUGAUUCAGAACAACUGAAUUUCGGUAAGAGUUUGCCUUCAUCAAGUACGAAAAAGACAACUAGAUCAAAGGUUUUACAAAAGAAAGUUAACUCAGAGAAGGUGAAACCUUCUAAGAAAUUCUCACUCAGAAGUAGUGCUGCUGAGAAUCUUUUUCAAGAGCCUUCAGAAAGUGAGAGUGAUCACAGUGUGUGGAAUGCCAGUGCCGCCUUGAAAAGAGACAGGUGGAACAGUGAUGAUGAAGAGUCUGCAGGGACAUCAAAGACUGACUCUCCUGAAUUUGCUGGUAUGAUUAAAUCAAGACUUUCUCUUGUUUUACUUUUAAAGGAUUUGGAACUUAAGAAUCUACCUGGUGAGUUCAACUAUGGGAAUGAACCAUUGAACAGAGAAAAAAACAGAUACAGAGAUAUUCUUCCAUAUGAUUCAACACGUGUUCCUCUUGGAAAAAGCAUGGACUACAUAAAUGCUAGUUAUAUUAGAAUAGUCAAUCAUGGAGAAGAGAAUUUUUAUAUUGCUACCCAAGGACCACUGCCACACACUACAAAUGACUUCUGGCAAAUGGUUUUGGAAAAUAAUUCUAAUGUUAUUGCCAUGAUAACCAGAGAUGUGGAGGAUGGAGUUAUGAAAUGCCACAAUUACUGGCCCAUUUCACUGAAGAUAUCUCAAGUUAUUUCUGUCACUGUCAAGUGUUAUACAGGAACUAGCCACUCUGUAAAACACUUGCAGUUCACUAACUGGCCAGACCAUGGCACUCCUACUUCAGCAGAUGAUUUCAUAAAAUAUGUUCGUUAUGUAAGGAAGAGCCACCUUACAGGACCUAUAGUGGUUCACUGCAGUGCUGGUGUAGGCCGAACAGGGGUAUUCAUAUGUGUGGAUGCUGUGUUCUGUGCUAUUGAAAAGAACUUUUCAUUCAGCUUUGAGAAUAUAGUGACCCAAAUGAGAGAACAACGUUCUGGCAUGAUUCAAACGAAGAUCUUCCUGAAGGCAGCAUCAUUUGUUGUGGGGUUAACAGUGUUUACUCAUCGACCUUACUGGACAUUAUCAGGACAUUCUCCCAUGUUUUUCAGUGAAACAAAAGUUACAUAAAAACAACUACAGCUUGGCUAUUUGGUUGAAGGGAUUACAAUGCCCAGUAAAGGAUAAUUAGCCCAUAUUAAUUAUGGAUUGGUGGGUUUUAUUGUAUACUAUUCAAACAUAUAUAAAAAUAUAAUUUGAUUAAUUUUGCUCCCCAAUUUCAAGACAAAUGUGUAUCCAUAUUCUUUAGCUAGAGUCUGUACUUCCAGCUGGUCUUUGAAUGACUCAAUUUAAAAGGAGUCCAAUGAGGAUGGAUUAACUUUGACAUCAAUUACUUCCAUUUCCUAUUCUUCUUGUUAGGCUCUAGGAUUUGAGAAGACACUGUUUUUCUAGAGCAGCAAGACAAGGCCUUCUUGCUCUGGGAAGCACCUCAUAGGUAGGCAGAGUCCCUCUUCUCUAUUACAUGGAUGCCGUGAUGAACAGUUCAAAUGUAAAAUAGUUGAUUAUAUAGAGAGCCCAAGAACAAAUGUUUGCCCAGCCCAAUUUCUUUCCAAUCCCCCUCUAACACUUAACGUAUUACUCAGGUUGCUUUGUUAAAAAGCAAAUCUUACAUUUUACUUAGUUCUUACCAUUUACUUGACCAACAAACUUUGAUAUAAGCAUCAUUAUGUAAUUCUGAGACAUUCAUUAUAUCUUUUAUAUAAGAUGUAUUUUUCAAACUAAGAUUUACAAUAGUUUUUUUUUUUUCAUUCCAGAGGCCCAUUAAGUCAUUUCUUUCCAUUGUUGCCCUACUCUGCUAAAAUAUUUAGAUAUUGGAUCUUGGAAUUAAUUUUGGAAAACCAAAUUUAUUUGUGUUCAUAAACCAAAUUUAUGGACAGAAAAUAUCCACACUCUAGUUUCAAAAAUAUUCUGGCCAUUAUUUCAUUCACUUUAUUAUAGGAGUUUGCUUUAUACAAUUAUAAUCAUAUUUUUUUUUGGUCAAGAAGUUUUGGUGACCACAUUAUAAGCCACAGAACAACUGAUAAUUUUCUUUGUAUAGUAUAAUUCAGUUGAGAUCAAAAUAUUCUAUCAUUAUAUUGAAAAAUUUCUAAUAUUAAUCUUUAAGUACUAAAUUUCUAAGAGGCUUAUUGUUUUGGCUGAAUGAAAACAAAUUGGCUGGGGGCUGGAGAUGUGGCUCAAGUGGUAGCCUGCUUGCCAGGCAUGAGCGCUGUGCUGGGUUUGAUCCUCAGCACCACAUACAAAUAAAGAUGUUGUGUCUGCCAAAAACUAAAAAAUAAAUAUUUAAA
This is a messenger RNA of Ictidomys tridecemlineatus (thirteen-lined ground squirrel), 2378 nucleotides long. The record is from RefSeq and is a predicted model, not a curated record. NCBI's taxonomy places the organism in Eukaryota, Metazoa, Chordata, Mammalia, Rodentia, Sciuridae.